Drosophila pseudoobscura is the source of this 4686-nucleotide messenger RNA. It is a transcript of the gene bol, whose product is annotated as boule homolog, RNA binding protein. Gene Ontology annotation, biological process: 3'-UTR-mediated mRNA stabilization; positive regulation of translational initiation. The record is from RefSeq and is a predicted model, not a curated record. Gene Ontology annotation, cellular component: cytoplasm. Gene Ontology annotation, molecular function: translation activator activity; mRNA 3'-UTR binding; protein binding. The transcript is spliced from 8 exons. The coding region runs from base 1257 to 1871 and encodes 204 amino acids. Lineage: Eukaryota; Metazoa; Arthropoda; Insecta; Diptera; Drosophilidae.
CGAUAGUCGUACCUUUUGAAAAAUUCUACCAUGCUUAUAAUAUACUAUACUAGACUUUCCACCGAAUUUCCACCAGAAUAAUACCAAUACAAAGUUCCACAGACAGAAGCUAUAUUGCAGAGCCGCUUUAGUACGAAGCCCCAGCUGUGUUACAUCACUGCACUACAAAAACGUUAAAUUAUUUGGGAGUAGAGAAGUUUUGCGCGGAAAAUCGUAGCGUGUUGUGUUGUUUGAGGUCGAUCGGUUUUUCUUUCCUAUAGUUUGCUUGCCUGCGCCGCCGCCUGCCUUGCUCUGCCGCCGGACUGUCACAACACAUGUUUGUGCCGUGCCACACACAAUACACAAUAGAGAGAAAAACACAAACAGAGUAGUCGGCGCGUUAGUUUUUCCAUUUCCACUUGGAGCGGGGGCCCGUCUCAGUCUCAUUCUAGUUGUGAUUUGUAGGAAGUAAGUUCUCUAGUGAAAAAGUAGUCAAAUAAAAUAUAUAAUAAUUCGAAACGAAUAUCGGGACAACACAAAUAAUACAACAGUAAACGAAAACACCACCAGAAUAGUAGUGGAACAAACCCGCGAAUCGUCCGUUAAAUCAACGUACCGUCGCGAUUGAGUAACCGUACGAGUAAUUUAACGCAACAUAAUGUGUAAUGUGUGUGAGCAACCACAACAAUAAAAGUCAAAAAUAUCUUCGGACGCGGGGAAGGACGCAGCGGCCACUAAAUAACGAUUUCGAGAACUAUCAACCACAACAACAGCGACAAAAGUAACAGUAACACCAACACCAACAACAAAAACAACAACAACAAAGGAAUCUGUGUGGGAAGCGUCAACUACAGAUAUAUAUAUAUAUAUAUAUAUAUAUAUAUAUAUAGAUAUAUAUAUAUAUAUAGCCAGCAGAUAUAUAUAUUCUUUCGACGAGCAAUAUAGUUGUAAUAUAUAGAAUAAAUAUAUAUCACAAACGGAGGAACAGAGGGCAGUGACAGAUACAGAUACAGUUAUAUCUGCAUCCUGCUCCACAUCCAUUCACUGUACAUAUAACAACAGUUGUUAAAAACACGUUAUCAACAGUAGCAGCAGCAGUCGUCGUCUAAUAGAGUCAGUCAGUCAGUGCUACCCCACAUUCGUAUCCUUUUGAAGAAGGAACGGUUUUGCCACAGAGAAGACACCGAUUUGGCCAGCGCGCACCCCCAACGACAAACAACAGCCUCAAGAUUCUUCCAUUUGGGGCCAACUUCCGUCUGGAGACGACACCCGCUGAGAUGCACAAAAUAGCGGCACAGCCGCCAACCUCAGCGCCAGCCGGCGGACUGGAUGCCCCACUGGCGGCGCCCAAAUAUGGCACAUUGAUACCAAAUCGUAUAUUUGUGGGAGGAAUAAGUGGCGAUACCACCGAAGCAGAUUUGACGCGCGUCUUCAGCGCCUACGGUACGGUGAAGAGCACCAAAAUCAUUGUGGAUCGUGCUGGUGUGAGCAAGGGAUAUGGCUUUGUCACAUUCGAGACGGAGCAGGAAGCGCAAAGACUGCAAUCGGAUGGUGAGUGCGUGGUUCUACGUGAUCGCAAAUUGAACAUUGCACCGGCCAUCAAGAAACAGGUAUUCCUCUUCGAACAGCCCAAUCCUCUGCAGUCGAUUGUGGCCGCAAAUGGAGCUGUUUACUACACAACCACGCCGCCGGCACCGAUUAGCAAUAUACCGAUGGAUCAGUUUGCAGCCGCUGUAUAUCCGCCAGUUACUGACUUUACAGCCGCUGGAGUUCCAGCCAUCUACCCACCUUCAGCCAUGCAAUAUCAGCCAUUCUAUCAGUACUACAGUGUGCCAAUGCAGAAUGUACCCACCAUUUGGCCGCAGAACUAUCAAGGAAUUUAUCCAUGUUAACUUUUGAGAGGAUGCAGACAGCCAGAAAGAGAGAAAGCAACAAUAGGUGAUGCUACUACUACUAAAAACUACAACAACAAAUCAACAAGAACAACAACAACAAUAGUAAACUACAACAGCAACAACAACAACAAAAGCAUCAAAUAGAGUUUAACACACGCAUACACGCACACACACACGGACACACACAGCAGCUGUAAUUUCGCAAAAUGUUUAGUCAAAGAAAAUCAUUUUGGAAGGAAGUGAAGGAAAGGCAGCUCCCCAAGCACACACACACACACACACACAUACACAUACACAUAAAUACAGGUGCAGGUGCAGAAGGGAAAACUGAUGGGGAAAUUUGUGUAAAGUAAGCGGCUUAUCUUAUUAAAAGUACAACUACUGUAUCUGUGUGGCCUGUGCGUGUGUGUGUGUGUGUGUGUGUGUUGGGGCAAACAUUUAUGAUGUGCAAUUAGCGGAGAGCAGUGGCGGGUCAGUGGCUUACUGACCAAACUGCACUACCGAAAAGUCAGUUGCAGAGAAAUGAGAAAUGGGCAUGGGAUUUUGUGCAGUGAAAUUCCCCAAAACGGACAGGACUUAUACGAAAUAUGUAUGUACGUAUGUCUGGUUGGCUAUAAGGGGGAGUUUCAACUGUAUAUACAUAUAGCGAAUGGAUGGAUGUUGAUGGGAAUAGAGAGGGAAUAGCAGUUGAAGAACACUGAAACAAUAUUUAAAACUAUACUAUAAAUACAUAUACAUAUAUGGAUAUGAUACUUACUACAGACAUAUAUACAUAACUGGAUUAUACAGAGGCAGCAAAUGUGAAAAGUACGCACGCACACGCACACAGAUACACCGAAACACCGAAACAAACAUACAGACACACACACACCCAAACAGACACAGAAUAUAUAUUAUAGAGAAUAACGGAAUACAACAAAAUUGCAUACAUAUAUAUGAUAUAUAGGGUAUCUACAAUAUAUGGUAGCUAAGAGAAAAGAAGAGAAGAGAAGAUAAGAUGGCAGGGCAGCGAUCGAAGAUUAAAGACAUAAUAUUAUGCAUAAAUUAAUUUAUAUAAAUAUAUACAUACAAUAUAUAAAAAAAAUAUAUAUACAUAUAUAUAACUGUAACUGUAAACUGGUAUACUGUUACACACAGACAGACAUACACAUACAGCGAUACAAAGCAAAAACAGAGGAAUGGGAAAAUGGCGUAAGGAAAUGAAUUAGCAAAGUAGACGACGGACAAAGUCACAGCAAAAACUACGCACACACACACACACACACACACACACACACACACACACACACACACACACACGAACACACACGCAACCCACAAACACAGAAGAGAGAGAGAGAGAGCGCCGCCUCUCUCUGAUCUAAGCACUACUUGCGAAAAUGGAAAAACUGAACGAAAAACAAACCCAAACCUUAGUCUAAACGAAAAAAAAAUAAACAAUAUAAAUAUAUAUAUAAAUAUACAUAUACAUAUAAAUAUACUAAUAAAAAUGCAAGAGAGAUGCAAAUGUUAGAUCUAGUUACAUAAGCCAAGCAAAAAGUGAACUAAAAAACGACGAUGAAGAGAAAGAAGAAAAAAAGAAAGAAAAAGAAGAAAGAAACAAAAAAAAAACAAAUACACUAUACAAUAAAGAUAUUAAAAAUAUGAUGCGAAAAACAUACACAAAACGCUCACAUAUACCAUAUACAUAUGUAUGGAUGUAUGUAUGUAUGUAUGCGAGACAUAUACAUGUAUACUCGUAUAGAGAGACUAUUCAAAAGCUAAACUCAAAGCUCUAGCAAAAUGGAAAAACAAAAACAAAAAGCGAUAAGUAAAUAGUUAAAGAAUAAAUACAAAAAACAAAAACAAACUCAAGCAAUACAUUGACACUCAUAGGUGUGUGUUACACAAGAAUAUAGUUAAAUAUAUAUAUAUAUAUGUAUAUAUACAUAUAUGUAUAUAUAUAUAUAUAUAAAACGAAGAAUAUAUAAUAAUUGAACAGCAAUUUAUAAUAAAAGAAUGAAAUCUAAUGUACGUCAAGAAAAAAUGCGAAAUCUGCAAGAAUGUUGUUUUACGAGUAUCAUCUCUGUUUUUUCUACCGUACUUACAAUACAUACCCCGAAGUAAACGUAAAACAUUCUGUUGUAUCUACAUAUUGUAUUGUUAUAAUGAUAAUGAUGAUGAAUCAAAAACAGGAAUAUCUGAGUGUUUGUUAACCCAAAAAAAAUUGUUUAAAUACGAAUCUGAAUGGGCAACAUUUGCGGGGGCAGACUGUAAUGUUGUAGUGUGCUAGUGUCCUGACCGGGUCGGAGGAGGAGGGCAGCGGCGGCUGCGACUGGAGAUUGGAGAUUGGCGAGCGAGAAUUCCAUUCAAAAUUGGUGCAUAAUUUGGCUGAAAUUUGAAAUAAAUAUUCAUAUUAUAUAUAUACUCGUACGUGUAUGCCUUAUUGAACGAAACAAAACAAAGAAAAAUUAUUUGCCCCAUUGUAAAGAAAAGAACAUAAUAAACGAGAACCCAGAGGUUUCAAAAAUACCUGCUAAACAACAGAGGUCGCCGGGGAGUCGCCACAGAAACCAGCCACCGGCGCACCAGAAUAUCAUAGAAAAGCCCCUACCUCCAAAAAGUCAGUCCACCGCACACUGCCACGCUGCCGCCGCAAAUGCAAAACUGCAAUUUGGAUUCAACAAAUUGUUGAGAAAUUUUUACUAAAUUGUUAAAUAGUUAAAUACAAAACGAAACAUUUUUAAAUCGAAUCGUAACAAUAAUUAGGAAUCACACGAUGGAAAACGAAAGCUAACCCAAACAAAAUGUAACGAAAUGGAAAGCAAUAAUU